AUGACGCAGAACGGCAGCGCCGAGCCCAAGUCACAAGAGGACACCAAGCCGGUCGUGAAUGGCAACGGCGCGGCAGACGAUCAUGAGGACGAGGAGGUCGAUGAUGAGGUCGAUGGCGAUGCACCCGUAGGCGCAGGCGCCACGGAUGGAGCGGCCAAGAAGAAGAAGAAAAAGAAGCCGAAGAAGAAAAAGGCCAAGGUCGCACAGAGCGAGCCUCCCCGCGUUGGAAUCACCAAACUCUUCCCGGACGGCGUUUACCCCGAAGGAGAGUUACAGGACUACAAGGAUGAGAACCACUUCCGUACGACGUCCGCAGAGAUGCGGGAGAAGGAGAAGCUUGCGAUGGGCGACCCAGAAUUGACAUAUGCGUCGAUCCGGCGGGCGGCAGAGGUGCACAGACAAGUGCGAGCAUACGCGCGCAAAACGAUCAAGCCCGGAAUGCGGAUGACCGACAUCGCGAACCUCAUUGAGGACGGCACACGGGCACUCGUGGAGGAGGACGGGCUGGACUCUGGCAUCGGCUUUCCCACCGGACUGUCACUCAAUCACUGCGCCGCCCAUUACACGCCCAAUGCUGGAGACAACAUCGUGUUGCAACAUAGCGAUGUGCUGAAGGUUGACAUCGGCGUACAUGUCAAGGGGAGGAUCUGCGAUUCGGCGUUUACUAUGACAUUCGAGCCGACAUAUGACAAGCUGCUCGAGGCCGUCAAGGAGGCGACCAACACUGGUAUCCGGGAAGCCGGUAUUGAUGCACGGCUGGGAGAUAUUGGCGCUGCGAUCCAGGAGACAAUGGAGUCCUACGAAGUCGAAGUGAACGGCAAGACACUCCCGGUCAAGUCCAUCGAGAACCUCAGCGGACACACCAUCAUUCCGUAUAUGAUCCACGGUGGCGACCGCGGCAAAUCAGUCCUACUUGUCAAGAACAAUGACGACACCAAGAUGGAGGAGGGCGAAUAUUUUGCCAUUGAGACGUUCGGCUCGACGGGCCGCGGGCGCGUUAUUGAGCAGGGCGACUGCUCUCACUAUGCAAAGAUAUACAACGCGCCGCCUGCACAGCUGAGGCUGCAGACGGCGAAGUCGCUACUCCGCACGAUCAACAAAAACUUCAAUACGCUGCCCUUCUGCCGGCGGUAUCUCGACCGCAUCGGCGAGAGCGGAUACCUCCUUGCCUUGAACCACCUUGUGGCUCAGGGGAUCGUGCAGGAUUACCCGCCGCUAUGUGACGAACGCGGGUCAAUGACGGCCCAGUUUGAACAUACGAUUCUCCUCCGCCCGACGCGCAAGGAGGUAGUCAGUCGCGGCGACGACUACUGA
Molecule: messenger RNA, 1314 nt
Organism: Peniophora sp. CBMAI 1063
Lineage: Eukaryota; Fungi; Basidiomycota; Agaricomycetes; Russulales; Peniophoraceae
Source: the annotation of a GenBank genome assembly